UGGAAAGGCAGGCAUGAUGCAGCCUUUGAGUUGUCCUCUCUCGCCGGAGCGUGGAACCACGACGAUUUUUCGAUCAGCUGGCGACGCCACGGAGCCAUGGGGAGAAGAGGGCGACGAUAUCGGUCAACAGCAAACAACGGAUGCUCUGGGCGACAAAGAGGAGAAUGGCACCGAGGAAGAUGAGGAUCUAGCUGAUGAGUGCAUCCUGAGAACGGCAGAGCCGGCCCAUGAGCGCAUCGCGCCCUAUCGCUCCAUGCUGUCCGCAUCACACACGACGGGAAUCGCCGUGGACGACCAAAAUAAGCAGGGCGACCGGACAGAAGGCGACGAAGAGCCCGUCCUGGAUGACAUUCAUCGCUUGGAGGAGAAAGCGAUAGCUGCCUCGGUGGCUAAGUACGUAAGGGGCUCAUUUUAAGCGAACAUUUGUGUACGUGAGAUUUGUCUGACUGCAGGUUCAGAGAGGCUGCAGGAUACGAAGCUAACUUCGAAGAAUUUUGCACGACCCUCAAGUACAAGACCGUCCGUGAUCCCGAUGGCAGCACAAGAGAGGUGGCAGUCGGCACCUAUUUCAAUGCGGAACCUCUGUGGUCGACCAUGCGGCGGAUCGGCAAGAUGAUGCUGUGGCAGCUCGCGGCCGCUUUGUGUGUGUCUACUGUAGUCAUCAGCAUGCUACUCAUAUUUUGGUUCAGCUGCGAGUCUAGGAUGCUGGGCCCUGCCGUCGAUGUCAUUCGUUUGCUGGUGUUUUCUUAUGGAUGUAUUCUUGCAGCGGGGCUUGCGGUUACAGGAGCCAAUUUUCGCCGCAACAUGUCUCUUCUCAGAAAGUCCUGGCUGAUAUUGGCGAUAGUGGCGGCGUUACAUAUGUUAGAUGCUGUCGUGCUUCAUCUUCAGUGGCGCCCUACUCUAAAGGCAUUUGUUCUUGGCGCUGUGUUGAUGGUGCACCACUUACUUAUUCCCUGGACGUAUCCAGGGAGGAAGUAAAUUAUCGGCGGUAUAAACAUAGUGGUCGCCAUAAUGUCGAACUUGGCAUUUUGUGUUGAGGGACAGAUGUGUGUAUGCGUGAACG
Molecule: messenger RNA, 1063 nt
Organism: Vitrella brassicaformis
Lineage: Eukaryota; Vitrellaceae
Source: the annotation of a GenBank genome assembly